CCGUGAGUUGACUAGGAACGAAGAAAAGCCCAAAUCGUGAAAUGGCCAUGAGAUCCGUGCUUAGCCGAGUCUCAGUGAGUGUGACGCGUCGAAUGGAGUCGACUCGGGGUGCAACUCGCUACUUCAGCGACGGCAAGGGCCGGGUUCUGAGCGAGGAGGAGCGCGCUGCUGAGAACGUCUACAUCCAGAGAAUGGAGAGGGAGAGGGCGGAGAAACUGAAGAGAAAGGCUGAGAAAGAGAAAGCUGCUAAAGAGAAAGAGGAUGCUGACAGUGACAAGAAAUCUGAGGGUACCCAUUAGGGCUGAAAUGUUCAUGUGCACUAGCUGAUACCUUGUUGCUAUGGAGAUGAUGAUGAUGAAGAAGAAUAAAAUGAACCAACUUUUAUAACUCUUGGCCAGUUUUGGUCUUUGUACAGAGUAUGGUUGCCGAUGUCUUUAAACUAACAGCUGUUUGUGUUCGGUUCUUAAUCUGUUUGCUGAUAUGUCUUGAUCUGCGGUUCA
Messenger RNA from Alnus glutinosa, 500 nucleotides. RefSeq lists its product as uncharacterized. The transcript has 3 exons. Lineage: Eukaryota; Viridiplantae; Streptophyta; Magnoliopsida; Fagales; Betulaceae. The coding region runs from base 42 to 299 and encodes 85 amino acids. The record is from RefSeq and is a predicted model, not a curated record.